AUGUAUAGUUAAGCAAAUAAUGAUUCGUAAUUUUAAGCAAAUAAUGAUUCUGAAUUACUUAGGGUUAUUGAUAGAAUAAAUGACUUAUUAAGUAUAUUUGAGGAACAACAAAAAAAUCAAAAAAGAUUUUAAGUAACAAUGCUUGUUGGAGCCACAGGAAAUGGAAAAAGCACAAUUUUUAAUUUCUUAUCAUCCUUUGAAUUAUAAACUCAAAAAGAAGGAAAAUAGUCAAAAUUAAUCCUAAAAAAUCCAGAAGAAGCUGGAACAUCCCCUAUGAAAGCGGGCAUUAAAUCUAUAACCAAGGAACCUUACUAUUACUUUAAAAAAGAAAAUAAUCAUUUAUUGAUUGAUUUCCCAGGUUUUCAGGAUACUGAAGGUGUCAUGUAACAAAGAAUAAUUUAAAUUCUAUUUAAUAGAAUAGUUAUCAAAACCUAGAUCAAAAUAAUUUAUGUCAUUAAACAAAGUGAUGAUGAUUUAUAUGGUAGAGGAGGGGAGCUAUGGAAUUUUAUUAACAAUUGUUUUGCUUAAAAUUCAACUAAGGAAUUUCAAAAGAUAAUAUUAUUACUAAAUUGUUACAUGGAAUAAUUAGAAGACAAUGAAUUAAUAGCAUCUAUAUAAAAUCAAUUAAAAUCAAAAGUUAAAUAACCAAAUAAAAGAAUAAUUGUUAUAAGAAAAGUCAAAUCCGAUGAAGAUGUUCAAGAGUAUCUUAGCUAAAAAAAAAUGGAAGAAAUUUGGAGCAUUAUUGAAAAAUCCGAUUCAAUCAAGUUUAAAACGGCAUAAUUUUAGAAAAAUGGUGAGAUAGCAAAUUUCAUAAACUUAAGAUGUAAUUAAUUUACAAAUUAAAUUAUAAGUGAAAUAUGUAUGGCCUUAGAUGAGAAAAUUAAGUACAUAAACAUCUUAAAAUUGAAAACUCUUCUAGAAUAUUUUAUUGAAAUUAAACUCCUUAUAAAUAUAGGUGGUAAUCAAGCUAUAAAUAAUUGGUACAAUAAAUUAAUAGAAAUAAAUAUCAAAAUAGCAAAACUAUUGAAACUUAAUUUGAACUUUUAAGAUUAGAUCAAUGUUUUCUUAAAGAUUUUUAGGUUUUUUUCAUAAGAAGAGGACAUUAUAGACACAAGAGCAAUUUUAAAAGAUAGUAUUAAUUAGGUAAAAAAUUUAUUAGUAACUCAUGAAUAAAUUCUGAAAUAAAAAUUAGAUGAUAUAUAGAAAAAGGCUUAAGACAAUAAUCUAUAGUAAUUAUUAUAACUAUUCAAAGAAAUGAAUGAAAAAAUGAAUAACGAAAUCAAGGAAUAGAAUGAAUUAAUGAAAAAACUAUUAGGAUAAAAAGAAUAAGAAUUACAAUAAGUAAGAGCAUAAUUAGCAUGGGAAAGGGAAUAAAAUGCAUAAAAAAAAAAAGAAGAAUCAAAUUGUUUUAUCUGUUGA
Molecule: messenger RNA, 1419 nt
Organism: Paramecium sonneborni
Lineage: Eukaryota; Ciliophora; Oligohymenophorea; Peniculida; Parameciidae
Source: the annotation of a GenBank genome assembly